CCGGCUUGACGUCUUAACUUGAACACUUUUUAGCCCUAGAAAUUUUUGUAAAUUGUAUACAGUGUGUAGCGUACCGUUUUGGACUAUAUUCAUUUUGCGCAAUCAAGCCGGCAAUAUGUCCCUCCUUCGCUGGCGAGAUCCCAAUGUCCUGCACACGUUGAACAUUGUGCGUGGAAUCCGGACUGGUGCCAAAGUCGCGAAUAGUCCCCGCCAACGGAACAGACUACGCCGCCAGGCUGAAAAUCGAUCAGCCAGGACCACCGAUAAGGCGGUGCCAUUGCGUUUUCAGAAGUAUCAACUCGAUGAACACAAUCCUGCGAUAACGGCCAUUCAGGAGCCCACUUCUUAUGCGGAGUACAUGGACUUGUUGGCCCGAAUGCAUGAAAAGCAGAUAAAACUGGAGGAGGACGUUGUGCGGGAGGAAAUGACAAACAAAAAGGCAAACCAGGAAAACGAAACACGAUCCACAAACCAGAUCGAAGCGAAUAAGCCACCAAACGAAACCCCUUUGAUUUUGUGCUUUGAGGAUGUCAUUGGACUGCGCCAGUUUUAUAUCAUGGAUGAUAAGGAGAGCAAUAGCAAUGCAUCAAAGAUGUACGACGAUGAUGGGCUUUUACACGAAACCGAAAACGAAGAUCUGGACUUGAGCCAUUUGCAAAUGUUCGAAGGCCGAAUUCCAUUGCUGCCACUCAAUGAUACCCGGGAAAUCGAGGAUUUUCCGGAGGACUGCGACUUUGAGGAAAACGGCAAUCCGGACUCGAAUCAAGGAAAGUGGGUUCGCCGCGUUAUGGAGUUCCUACGUUUUCGACGGCUCUCGUAACAAUCUGCUGAAAUUACCUUAAAUUUUGACUAAAUCGA
This is a messenger RNA of Drosophila ficusphila, 858 nucleotides long. RefSeq lists its product as uncharacterized. Lineage: Eukaryota; Metazoa; Arthropoda; Insecta; Diptera; Drosophilidae. Bases 116 to 820 code for a protein of 234 amino acids. The transcript is spliced from 2 exons. The record is from RefSeq and is a predicted model, not a curated record.